This is a messenger RNA of Sapajus apella (tufted capuchin), 1109 nucleotides long. RefSeq lists its product as uncharacterized. Bases 164 to 973 code for a protein of 269 amino acids. The record is from RefSeq and is a predicted model, not a curated record. The transcript is spliced from 5 exons. Lineage: Eukaryota; Metazoa; Chordata; Mammalia; Primates; Cebidae.
GCAGUGAGCGAAGAACACACUACUGCACUCCAACCUGGGUGACACAGUGAGACUCCAUCUCCAAAAAACAAAAAAAUAAAAAAUACAUGAAUGAAUGAUGAAAAAGUGAAUUAGAGCCAUCUUGACAUUUUCCUCCUAAAUCUUUUUUCCCUAUAUCUUUUCUAUGCACGCCCCCCAAAAGAAAGUCAUUUUUCCUUUACGACCCAACAGAAUGAGCUGUAAUAACCUUGUAAUAUGUGCAAAUGUCUAUCCACAUUCAGACAUCCCCAGCUGUGUGGCUGCCAUUGUUCGCAGCAGGCAGUUGUGCUGGGGAGGGGUGCAGCAUCGGCAUGCUUGUGGAAUGAGUGAGCCCCAUCCUCCUCCUCCUCUCAUUGACUGUCAUUGCCUAACUCCCUUGUGUCUUGGCCUCAGGUUGAUCAUCCGGGACUACCACCAGCCCCUGGAGAGCAGUGGCCUCUGGUCCUUAAACAAGGAGGACAUGUCAGAACAAGUCAUGCCUGUUUUGGUAAAGAAGUGGAAGAAGAAAUGCACCAAGUCAAGGAAGGGUCACGGGCAUCAGCAUUCCAGGGAAGGAAGCAAAGCAAAUGGAGAAUGGCAUGCUGGUGACAGACAGUAUGGGGAAGGAACUUCAGAGGGACAUCAGCGGGCACCACAACAGCACAACAGAGCUGCAGAAAGCCGAAGCCAAGAAGGAGGAGACUUGAAAGCUGAUGGAGGCUGGCAAGGCAUCGAAAGGGCAAGUGAGAUUUGCUCCUUCAGUGAUGAUGGUGGCUACAGCUUACAGAGCGCCCACUGUGCAAAGUGCCUUAUCUACAAUACAUCUAUAAAGGUCCAGGUAAAGGCUCUGACAGUUUCUGAAGGACACACUGCUGAGGGUCUCCGUCACCGAGGGCUGGAAUGUAGUCGCGUGAUUAUGGCUCACUGCAAUCUCAACGUCCCGACCUCAAGCAGUCUUCUCAUCUCAACUUCCUGAGUAGCUGAAACUACAGCUGUGUACCAUCAUGCUAGGCUACUUUUUUAUUGUUAUUUUUGUAGAGACAAGGUCUCACUAUAUUGCCCAGGCUGGCCUCAAAUUCCUGGUGUUGUGGGGUUUUUUGUUUGUUUUGUUU